AAAUUUUCAAAAGUAGUAUUGCAUAAUAAUUUUAAAAUUAUACAUUUGCCGAAAGAACGCGCGUUGUACCUAUUUAACGUUCAAUUGAAAUUGUGGCGGAAAAACGGGUCAACGGCAAGUAAUCAGCAUAAAAAAUUUGUCGGAACAAAUAAUGCGAAUACGAUAAGAUAACAUCGAUGUUACCAACACAUUUAAUGUCUCUCCAUGGUAUUUUCACGCAAAAAAGAAAAACUAUGGCGUUAUGCGUCAGAAAAUAUGCAAUUUGCAGCAAAUGCGGAUGGGACGAACAAUCAGCCACCACAGCCGCAUCGCCUUCAACCUCAACGCCUCCCUCAAUACCAUCAAGAACAACAGUUGAUACAACAAUCCAGACAGUCAUACAGAAAUUGUUGCUUAAAUUCGAACAGUUCGCCAUUGGCGAUAGUGUCGAAUAUAUCACAACACCGCCAACAACAGUCAAAUACUCCCCUGCCACCAUAUUCAUCCGGGCCUUAUGGAAUGGACUGCUCCGGAUCAUCCGAAGUUCAUGCCGAUUACCUUAUGUCGUUUCGUCAGCAAUCACAAUACACAACGGAUGCGGAAACGGAAAUUUCUGCAUCAGCAACGGAAUCAGAAGAUCAAAUAGCAGCAAAUUACAAAAUAACUGGCUGCGAAUACGAAAACUAUGGCGACAAUAUGUCCGUCGACAUAUGCGAACAAUCCGACAACAGCAGUUAUUAUCAACUAAGUCAAAAAUUACAGGAACAGGAACAGCAACAACAAUUACAACAACAGCAACUACUACAACAGCAACAACAACAACAACAACAACAACUACAACAAGUACGUCGUCCAACACUGACCAGUCAAACUUCGGCAGUUAUAACAUCGACUGUAACAACAAUUGCAACGACCGCUUCGAAUUUGGUGCGGAAUUGUUGUGGAGGCGUAUUUUCGUCACAAUCGCGUAUCGAUAUAACAUGCCCGAACAACAACAAUGCCAGCAACAACAAUAUGAAAAAUCGUUACGAACAACGGCAUCGCAUGGGAACUCUAACCAAAAAGUCUGCUCUCACUUCAACGACUAUGGCCAAAGAGUAUUUCAAUGCUCUGUUAAAGAACAUGAAAAAAAGUCAAAUAUCGGCAUUGCUGACAGCAGUCACGAGUCGUCGAUCCGAUCAAUCGAUAUUAACAUCGGACGCGAGAAAUCGUUUAGCCGUGCACCAGCAAUGUAUUCUGGUAAAACGUGGUCUUAUUAUCGACGAAGAACCGUUCGUAGUCGUGUGUGCGCUUUUUCUUUGGCAAAAUUUAAGAGACGCAUCCGAACUGAAACGCUUGCCAAUAUGUCCAACAGAGUGCGAUCCCGUCUAUGUGUGUUGCAAUCCGUUGCAUUGGUUUCGGAUUACAGAAACAACAGGUUAA
Teleopsis dalmanni is the source of this 1401-nucleotide messenger RNA. Its product is annotated as GATA zinc finger domain-containing protein 10-like. The transcript is spliced from 2 exons. Gene Ontology annotation, cellular component: heteromeric SMAD protein complex. Bases 205 to 1401 code for a protein of 398 amino acids. Gene Ontology annotation, molecular function: I-SMAD binding; transcription regulator inhibitor activity. Lineage: Eukaryota; Metazoa; Arthropoda; Insecta; Diptera; Diopsidae. The record is from RefSeq and is a predicted model, not a curated record. Gene Ontology annotation, biological process: regulation of transcription by RNA polymerase II; SMAD protein signal transduction; anatomical structure morphogenesis.